GUAAAUGAAAAAUAAAUACUGCUAAAUUAAAGUCGCCUUCCUCCGCUGUCCGACGGCUUUUGCAUUUUCUCUCUCUAGAUCACACCCUCAUCUCGCCACUCUCUGCAUAUACAAACAGCCAUCUAUAUAUAGAUACACUCACACACUUUAUUACGUAUAAAUUAUGCAGUCAACAGUUUGAAGGUGGAAUUUUUGAAUUUGACUGAGAUCUGUUGUGGUAAAUUGAGGGCCGUUGGAUCUGGGGGUUUGUGACUCAUCUCUCGGGCUUUGGAUCUAAGACAGAUUGAGGAUGGCGUUGUCAGGGAUGAGAGGGUUGUCGGUGUUCAUAAGCGAUAUUCGGAAUUGUCAGAACAAAGAGCAGGAGCGCCUCCGCGUCGAUAAAGAGCUCGGAAACAUCCGCACUCGCUUCAAAAACGAAAAGGCUUCCACACCUUAUGAAAAGAAGAAAUAUGUCUGGAAGAUUCUUUACAUUUAUAUGCUGGGUUAUGACGUGGACUUUGGUCAUAUGGAAGCUGUUUCUUUGAUAUCUGCUCCAAAGUAUCCUGAAAAGCAGGUUGGCUAUAUAGUGACAUCAUGUUUGCUCAAUGAGAAUCAUGAUUUUUUGAGAUUAGCAAUUAAUGCUGUGCGCAAUGAUAUUAUUGGACGCAAUGAGACUUUUCAAUGUCUAGCUUUGACUUUGGUUGGAAAUAUUGGGGGCCGAGAGUUUGCAGAAUCACUUGCUGCUGAUGUUCAAAAAUUACUUAUCUCAAGUAGCUGUAGGCCACUUGUGAGGAAGAAGGCUGCGCUGUGUCUUCUUCGCCUCUAUAGAAAAAACCCUGAUGUGGUGAAUGUGGAUGGCUGGUCAGAUCGGAUGGCACAACUAUUAGACGAACGAGAUUUUGGUGUCCUGACGUCCUCUAUGAGUCUUCUGGUUGCUUUGGUGUCAAAUAAUCAUGAGGCAUAUUGGAGUUGUCUUCCUAAGUGUGUUAAAGUAUUGGAAAAGCUUGCUAGAAACCAAGACGUUCCUCAAGAAUACACCUACUAUGGUAUCCCAUCUCCCUGGCUUCAGGUUAAGACAAUGAGGGCUCUUCAGUAUUUUCCAACUAUUGAAGAUCCAAACACUAGAAGAUCAUUGUUUGACGUCUUACAACGGAUACUAAUGGGAACUGAUGUCGUGAAAAAUGUGAACAAGAAUAAUGCAUCACAUGCUGUUCUAUUUGAAGCCCUUGCACUUGUCAUGCAUCUUGAUGCUGAAAAAGAAAUGAUGUCGCAAUGUGUUGCCUUGCUUGGGAAAUUUAUAGCUGUGCGGGAACCAAAUAUACGAUAUCUUGGUCUGGAGAAUAUGACUCGGAUGUUGAUGGUUACAGAUGUACAGGACAUUAUUAAAAGACAUCAAGCACAGAUUAUUACUUCCUUAAAGGACCCUGAUAUAAGUAUAAGGAGGCGUGCCCUUGAUUUGCUAUAUGGCAUGUGCGAUGUCUCUAAUGCUAAGGACAUAGUUGAAGAAAUAUUGCAGUAUCUUAGCUCUGCAGACUUUGCAAUGCGUGAAGAAUUGUCACUUAAAGCUGCAAUUCUUGCAGAGAAGUUUGCUCCUGAUUUGUCAUGGUAUGUAGAUGUGAUCCUUCAGUUGAUUGACAAGGCAGGAGACUUUGUCAGUGAUGACAUUUGGUUCCGUGUUGUGCAAUUUGUUACAAACAAUGAGGAUCUACAGGUAGCUGAAACUGUUUUUAUUGUCAUAGUGAGCUUUUUUAGGAAGUUUGAUUCUAGCAAUACUCAUCUUCUUUUUAUAUCGCGCCAGACUUAUGCAGCCCUAAAAGCUAGAGAAUAUGUUGAUAAGCCGGCUAUUCAUGAGACCAUGGUUAAGUUGAGUGCAUAUAUCCUUGGUGAAUAUAGCCAUCUUCUGGCAAGGCGGCCUGGGUGCAGUCCAAAGGAAAUUUUCAGCAUCUUACACGAGAAAUUUCCUACUGUUUCGACUUCAACGAUCCCUAUCCUUCUCUCGACAUAUGCUAAGAUUUUGAUGCACACUCAACCACCAGAUCCUGAGCUACAGAAUCAAAUUUGGGCAGUAUUUGGCAAAUUCGAGAGUUGUAUUGAUGCUGAGAUACAGCAACGGGCUGUUGAAUACCGUGCAUUGAGUAGGAAAGGUGCAGCUCUAGUGGAUAUUCUUGCGGAAAUGCCAAAGUUCCCUGAGCGACAGUCAGCAUUAAUCAAAAAAGCUGAGGAUUCUGAAGCUGAUACAGCAGAACAAAGUGCAAUCAAAUUGCGGGCAGCACAACAGCAGACUUCUAAUGCUUUGGUAGUGACUGACCAGCGCCCUGCGAAUGGGACUCCACCUGUGGGCCAGCUUAGUCUAGUAAAGUUACCUAGUGUGAGCAAUGCGGAUCAGAACACUGCUGAGCAAGGGGAGACUCAGUCAAAUGGGGCUCUGACUAUCAUGGAUCCUCAACCACCUAGUAGUGCACCUUCAGCUGAUCUUCUUGGAGAUCUUUUGGGCCCACUGGCUAUUGAAGGCCUUCCUGGUGCUGCUGCCCAGCCUGAGCCAAACUUGGUCUCUGGUUUGGAAGGUGGUUCAAAUGCAGCAGACGCUUUAGCCAUUGCACCUGUUGAAGAGCAAUCAAAUAUUGUCCAGCCACUUGGUAACAUUGCUGAAAGGUUUCAUGCUUUAUGCCUUAAGGAUAGUGGUGUGCUAUAUGAGGACCCUUAUAUUCAGAUUGGCAUUAAAGCAGAAUGGCGAGCACAGCAUGGACGCCUCAUUCUUUUCUUGGGAAAUAAGAAUAUUGCUCCACUCCUUUCAGUUCAAUCUUUGAUAUUGCCCCCGUCACAUUUAAAAAUUGAACUCUCACUAGUGCCUGAGACUAUUCCGCCGAGGGCACAGGUGCAAUGCCCACUUGAAGUAAUCAACCUCCGGCCAAGUAGAGACGUAGCUGUUCUUGAUUUCUCAUAUAAGUUUGGAACUCAUGUGGUCAAUCCUAAACUGCGCCUUCCUGCUGUGUUGAACAAGUUUCUACAGCCUAUUCAGGUGUCUCCUGAAGAGUUUUUUCCACAGUGGAGAUCACUCUCAGGGCCACCAUUGAAGCUCCAAGAAGUUGUUAGAGGUGUAAGACCAAUGCCACUAGUGGAAAUGGCAAACUUAUUUAACAGUUUACGGUUGACGGUUUGCCCUGGGCUUGAUCCCAAUCCCAAUAAUAUGGUUGCUAGCACAACAUUCUAUUCUGAAAGUACACGAGCCAUGUUAUGUUUGAUAAGAAUAGAAACAGAUCCAGCAGAUAGAACUCAGCUGCGUAUGACCGUUGCAUCAGGAGAUCCUGCACUGACUUUUGAAUUGAAGGAGUUCAUUAAAGAGCAAUUAGUUAGCAUACCAGUUCCUUCUCGAGCGCCUGCACCUGUGUCUCCACCAGCUCAGCCAGUCAGUCCACCGACUGCCACAUCAGAUCCUGGGGAUAUCCUUGCUGGUUUACUGUAAAUUUAAUACAUAAUGAAGACCAUUCACAGCAAAAUUUGUGACAAUGUUUAUACAGUGAGCCCGCUUCCCAUCCAUACAUCCUUGAAGAAUAAUGCGGCAUCCUUUCAAGGAGGGAUCUUCGCGUUCCUAAUCUGGUAGGGCAGGAUGGCUCACUUUUACCCGCCUCCAUUUCGUUGAUGGGACGAGGGUGGCUGACCCAAGAAAUCAGUAUGUUAAUUCACAAGUAGCAAGGGUCAAAUUGUAUGUAAACUGGCUUAGCAUUAGAGAUCGAUUUUGGAGGUUGUUGGAGUUUUGAUUAUUCUUUUGCUCAAUUAAUUAUGCCUUUUUGAGGUUUCUCUUCUUCCUUUUUCUUUUGGUUUUUCCGGUGAGGGUCUAUAAUUGUUUCUUCGUAAGUUGAUUGUCUUGUUUUCAUGAGUCAGGAUUACUCCAUUGGUUUUUGUAAUAGAAUAGCACACGAUAAACUACAGGGAGCGGCACUGAUUGUAAGUAUUGUCAUUUGUUUGUCAAUCGAUAUGUUUUUAUAAUAGAAUUUCUUGUCGUUUUUCAAAAA
Olea europaea var. sylvestris is the source of this 3992-nucleotide messenger RNA. RefSeq names its product AP-2 complex subunit alpha-1-like. The transcript has 26 exons. The record is from RefSeq and is a predicted model, not a curated record. Gene Ontology annotation, molecular function: clathrin-cargo adaptor activity. Gene Ontology annotation, cellular component: AP-2 adaptor complex; membrane coat. Lineage: Eukaryota; Viridiplantae; Streptophyta; Magnoliopsida; Lamiales; Oleaceae. The coding region runs from base 290 to 3442 and encodes 1050 amino acids. Gene Ontology annotation, biological process: intracellular protein transport; clathrin-dependent endocytosis.